CAAAUAACAAAAACAAAGGAUUCUCUUUCUGUUGCUGUAGGAAGUGAUGUGUUUCUGUUUGGUAAAAGAUAAUUUUAGUACAAAGUUUAAACUCUGUAAUGUAUGCGCAGAAAUUAUGAAGUUAAUUAAUCAAAGUUCAAUAUUAUUAUUAGAGCUUUUGAGUUUGGAAAUGAAUUUAGAUAUAUGAUAUAACUGUAAAUGUUUUGAGACUGUAUUAUAAUCUUCGGUAUUGUAUUGCUUCUAGCUUUGAGAACCUCUUUCUGUGCCAUCAAGGGCCCAUUUAGUGUUCUUUCUAGGCAUGUAGACACAAUAACAUUGAUAUUCUUUUCAUGCUAUUUGCCAGUUUCAGUGUUUUUCUUGCUUAAGGUGCAGUCAUGGGCACCAAAUACAAAAAAGUUUUUUUUUUUUUCUCAAAUAAUUACAAAAAUGCCACUUUGCUUUCAUUUUGUUUCUUUUUUUAAAAGAUAUGUACAAAAAAUGUUGAAAACAUUAUAAGAAACUAAAACACAAGGUGCACUUUUAUAAUUAUUUGAAAAAAUAAAAUUAAAAAAUCAUUUUUUCAAACCAAACAGACCCUUAUAUAUUCAUUCCUGAAAUGUUAUGAAUCAUAGUUAUGUUUUGUCUCAAGAUAUGCUAGUUUCCAAGAACACAACAUUACUUUCUUCCUUUCAUGCUGCUUAUGCUUUUCUUUUUUCUGUUUUUUUUUAUCUUCAGGUUUUCAUGGCUGCAUUUCCAAUAUGUUACAAAACACCCUACAAGGACCAAAAUUUACCAACACAAAGUGUAAUAAGGCAAAAUGAGAAGAGGUUCAUGUAUGACUGUGAUAACAUGAUUAGGUCCUUCUCUACAAUUCCUGGUCAAAUUUGCAGGAGUUGCCAUCCAUUGAACAAAGUUAACAACAACAUCCUUACAAAAUCAUGCACAAAAGAUAGGAAUGUGCCAAGGUCCCUAGUUCAUGACAAAGGUUCUUUGGUUAAGAACGUGACAAAAGUUUGUAGUUCAGACACUCACCUAAGCUUCAUUCAGGGACGUUGUUCAAAGAGAGAAAACUUAUCCACAGUUUGGUGUUCAGCUGAGUCUAGCUCUGCUGAGAAGCAACUAAAGUCAUUAGAUUCUUAUUUUGGUAAACUCCAACAUAAUCCAAAGUUACAUAGAUUUGAUUCAUCACACAAGGUGAUACAGGUGAAUCACAGUGCUGAUCAAUCCAAAUCAAAAUCUGGAUUGGAGUCUCUUGAUGAGUAUCUUGGCAAACUAAAUAAUGGAAUCAACCAAGAAUCUCGCGUGCCUUCUUAUGUUGAGAAUCGUAGCGAAGAAAAUUUAGCACCAAAACAAUCUCUCAGCAAAAAUAUUGGAAGAGUACACUUUAGGAAGCAAAAUGCUUAUGUGGAUAUGAGAAGAAUAAAAGGUGUAGGUGGACCAAGGUUUGCUGUGGAUUCACAACAGCAUAAUGAAACCUCUAGUCUCUACUUAAUUGGUAUAUUGGCUUCUGUGAACAUUGCAGUGUUCCUAUUUGAAAUAGCAAGUCCUAUAAGGAGUGCUGAUUUAGAGCUAUUUUCGAUUCCACUACUAUAUGGAGCAAAGAUAAACCAUUUGAUCUUGGUUGGAGAAUGGUGGAGGCUUAUAACACCAAUGUUUCUGCAUGCAGGAAUAUUGCACAUGGCUCUCAGUUGUUGGGCCCUUCUAACAUUUGGGCCUCAAGUUUGCAGAGGCUAUGGUUCAUUUACAUUUUUCUUGAUCUACAUCCUGGGUGGAGUUUCUGGCAACUUGACUAGUUUUCUUCAUACUCCAGAUCCCACUGUUGGUGGAACUGAACCUGUAUUUGCAAUAAUUGGUGCUUGGCUCAUGUAUCAAAUUCUAAACAAAGGUGUUAUCUCAACUGAUGCUUCAGAGAACUUGUUCCAGAAAGCAAUUAUUAUUACAGCUCUUGUUUUCAUACUAAGCCACUUUGGUCCAAUUGAUGAAUGGUCACACUUUGGAGCAGCUUUCUCAGGCAUGGCAUAUGGCUUUCUAACCAGUCCAACACUUCAGCUGAAUGAUACAUCAUCAGGAAGUGGUCAAGAAGAAGGACUCAAACUAGUUAGGAAAAAUGGUGAUUCUUGCAAAUCACUAAUGAUAUUCACCAUAUUCAUCAUUGUUUUAAGCUCAAUCCUUUUCUUUAUGGAGCCACCACCCAAUGCACUUGCAUCUGUCAAUGCAGCAGCUGCUGACACCUUGGAAUUUAUGUUGAUUUUUGGCUGAUGCCACGUGUCAUUGGCUCAUUAGAUUUCUGAUGCAGAUUUACCUUGUAGGAACAUUGGCAACAUACAUUAUACUACUAUAGGGUUACAACAAUAUAAUUGUAUAAGCUUGGUUCUUGUCCGAUAACUAUGUUAUACAAACACUAAUAUUUCCAAUAGUAUAUUACACUUUUCAUACUCAUAGUUGAUAGAUGCUUCCAUAUAAAAGAAUUACACUAUGCUCCUUUGAAAAAUUAAUAUGUACAACACUGUCUAAUUCAUUUUAU
Messenger RNA from Abrus precatorius (Indian licorice), 2503 nucleotides. RefSeq names its product RHOMBOID-like protein 9, chloroplastic. The transcript is spliced from 6 exons. The record is from RefSeq and is a predicted model, not a curated record. Gene Ontology annotation, molecular function: serine-type endopeptidase activity. Gene Ontology annotation, cellular component: membrane. NCBI's taxonomy places the organism in Eukaryota, Viridiplantae, Streptophyta, Magnoliopsida, Fabales, Fabaceae. Bases 601 to 2238 code for a protein of 545 amino acids.